Molecule: messenger RNA, 1963 nt
Organism: Achroia grisella
Lineage: Eukaryota; Metazoa; Arthropoda; Insecta; Lepidoptera; Pyralidae
Product: hexokinase-2-like
Exons: 11
Coding region: 129-1658 (509 amino acids)
Biological process (GO): intracellular glucose homeostasis; glucose 6-phosphate metabolic process; glycolytic process
Cellular component (GO): cytosol; mitochondrion
Molecular function (GO): fructokinase activity; D-glucose binding; glucokinase activity
Source: RefSeq, a predicted model, not a curated record
CGGAGUCACUUGUACGUACGUUCCGUUUUGUUUGUGGGGUGCGGUGCUCGGUUUCGGAUCCCGAUCAUUUAUAUAGAGUCAACCUUGACGUUGUUUUGACGCGUUUGUGUCCAAACACAAUCAGAGGCAUGUCUGCAGCAGUGGACAGCGCGCUGGACACGGCGGGACUCUCGCGGACAUCGGACACCUCACUCAAUGGCCUCGACACGCAGCCAGGUGCCAGCGACGGCAACUGGGAGCAACAUUUCCUACCACCACCACUUAGAUUAGAUGACCAUGUCAGGGCACAGAAGAUCGAGUCCCGUCUGUCGGAGCUGGUGUUAUCUGGAGCGACGCUGCGCCGCAUCUCGCAGGUGUUCGAGCAGGAGAUGGAGCGCGGCCUGAGGGGGGAGCCCUCCAGCUUGCAGAUGGAGAACACAUACGUGCCAGAACUACCCAACGGCACAGAAGAAGGCCUGUUCCUGGCGCUGGACCUGGGCGGCACCAACUUCCGCGUCCUGCUUCUGGAAUUACAGAAAGGGCAGCUGGUGCGGGAAGAUGUCCAACAUUACAAGAUUAGCUCAGCGCUGCGACUAGGACCUGGCGAGGACUUGUUCAACUACCUUGCAGACUGCGUGCACGACUUCGUGCGGUCAGUGGGGAUGGAGAAUGAAGCUCUAUCGUUAGGUUUCACAUUCUCGUUUCCCAUGCGGCAGCACUCGAUCUCAUCCGGGGAGCUGAUCACCUGGACGAAGAGCUUCAAGUGCAGCGGCAUGGAGGGCGUGGACGUGGCGGGGCUGCUGCAGCGCUGCCUGCACGCGCGCGGCCUCCGCGUCACCGUCAGGGUGCUCCUCAAUGACACCACCGGCACCAUGAUGGCCGGCGCACACAUCAACCCUAAUGUCGGGAUCGGCGUGAUCCUGGGCACGGGGUCGAACGGGUGCUACAUGGAGCGCGCGGCGCGCGUGCGGCACUGGGAGGGGCAGGGGGGGCAGGGGGUGCAGGCGCGCGCGCAGGACGUGUGCGUGGACAUCGAGUGGGGCGCCUUCGGAGACAACGGCUGCCUGGACUUCAUCCGCACCGACAUCGACCGCGAGGUGGACCGCCACUCGCUGCUCGCCACCUCCUUCACUUUCGAGAAGUACAUCGGCGGCAAGUACCUGGGCGACGUGCUGCGCUGCUCGCUGGCGGCGCUGGCCCGCGAGGGACUGUUCCCCGCCGUUCCUCCGCCGGGCUCUCUGCUCACCGAACAUCUCAGCCUCUUUGAAGACGAGGCGUGCUCGGGUCGCUGGUCGCGCACGCUGCACGUGCUGCGGGCGGAGUGCGGCGCGGGGGAGGGGGCCGCGGCGCAGGGGCGGGGGCAGGGGGCGGCCGUGGGGGAGGAGGACGCGCGCGUCGCGCAACACGUGGCGCAGCUCAUCUCGAACCGCGCCGCACAACUCGCCUCCGUCUGUAUAUCGGUACUGAUCCGGCGCAUGGACCGGCCCGUGGUGGGGGUGGCGGUGGACGGCUCCGUGUUCAAGUGCCACCCCCGCAUCCGCCCCCUCAUGGACAAGUACAUCGCGCUGCUCACUCCGCAACACAAGUUCGUACUGAUGCCAGCUGAAGACGGUAGUGGCAAGGGAUCAGCACUGACGGCGGCGAUUGCAGCGCGGGUUGCAGCCACCAGCUCCUUGUAGCGACCACGCCGCCUCGCUACCAACACAACCGUCUGUUGUGACUUGUACAUAGGUUAGAGUAGCUUCAAUAUGCAUCAUGACUAGGACACUCACUGGACACUGCAAAUUGAAUAAACACAUGGCAAACUUGGGCCUGUGCACAACAAAUAUCUGGAGAUUUUGCCAAGCUGAAGAGCAAACGCCACACAUCAUCCUAUGUGGUUGUAGCCCACUCAUGUAUAAACGAAAUAUCUACUUUGGAAAGUUUAUACUCUAUCCUGAGGAGAUAAAAACCAUCGCUCCUAAGAAUAUCCUUCAAUUCUUGU